AUGUCAGAUGCCCCGGUUCUGAUCGUCGGCGCUGGGAUCAGUGGCUUGGUCCUGGCCCAGUACCUUCAGAGUCAAGGCAUCAGAUUUGAGAUCUUCGAUCGCGACUCCGCCAUCGAUGCACGCACGGGCGGAUGGGGUCUCACACUGCACUGGUCGCUGCCUGCCCUGCGCGCCCUGCUUCCACCACACCUGGUUGAGCGUUUUCCUGAGACCUUUGUCAACAAAGAAGCAUCCCUACGAGGGGAUGUCGGGAGCUUCCAGUUCUUUGAUCUCCAAAGUGGAGAGGCGCUGUUCAGCAUCCCUGCCGAAGAGCGAAUUCGUGUGAAUCGUGGCCGGUUGCGCGAGCUGUUGACUUCGGGCAUCGAAGUUCACUGGAGCAAGACCUUGAAGGGUAUAGAAUCAUCAUCAGACUCCAUCACUGCUCAAUUUGAAGAUGGCUCAAGCUACAAUGGAUGUCUCUUGAUCGCUGCCGACGGGGCGCGAUCUCGUGCGCGCCAGAUAAUGUAUCCAGAGCACUCCCAGAUGAAUCCACUACCCGUCCAGCUACUCGGAGCAUCUACCUUCUAUACUGCCGAGGAGUUGCAUGGAGUUCACCUGAUCGAUCCUUACAUCUUCCAGGGGUCGCAUCCGGAUUCGAACAUCUUCUUCUUCUUCAGUUUCCUCGACACACCCAACAACUUCGACGAGAGUAGCAAGGACCGCUAUCACGUGCAGCUUAUCGUAUCAUGGGCCGACGAGAAGGGGAUCACGGUGCCCGUGCAAAACGCAGAUCGAAUUGCCUUGAUGAAGGAACUGACCAACAACUGGGCAGAGCCAUUCCGCUCGCUGAUUCAACACCUUCCAAGUGAUGCUGAAGCUCGCUCCCUUCGUCUUGACGAUUGGCUUUUCGAUCCACGAAUUUCUCCGGCACAUCCUCGCGCGGUACUGAUGGGUGAUUCAGCCCAUACGAUGACAAUGUUCAGGGGUGAGGGUGCCAAUAAUGCCAUUGUCGACGUCCAAGAUCUCGUCAAGAGUGUGGAUUUAAAGAAGGCUUGCACUUCCGACGCCGAGACCCUGUCAAAGUCACUCGAUGCUUUCAACAAGCACGUCUUUGCGCGCGUAGAAGCAAGCGUGCUGAAUUCACGUCGUGCUUGCUUGGAUGCUCAUGACUUUACCAAAAUCGUUGCUGGAAGCCCCCUUGUCGCUGCACGGGAGCUCAAUGUGCCGACCAUG
Molecule: messenger RNA, 1212 nt
Organism: Penicillium diatomitis
Lineage: Eukaryota; Fungi; Ascomycota; Eurotiomycetes; Eurotiales; Aspergillaceae
Product: FAD-dependent oxidoreductase
Exons: 5
Source: RefSeq, a predicted model, not a curated record